Adineta ricciae is the source of this 1209-nucleotide messenger RNA. NCBI's taxonomy places the organism in Eukaryota, Metazoa, Rotifera, Eurotatoria, Adinetida, Adinetidae. The record is from the annotation of a GenBank genome assembly.
AUGGCCAUUGGAUCAUCAAACGCACAUGACAUGCAUAUGCCCGCAAUCAAAGUCAGAGUAGCACCAUUUCGAUGGUUAGCAGUUCUAGUCGGUUGUGUCACUUUCCUCGUUUUAAUACUUCUCCGAAGUCCAUAUAAACCCAUUGACAGCGAUGUAACGGCUGAAAUAGCCGAACGGCUGAAUGAAGAAGCAUCGAAAUUGCGCUGGUCAUUAUCACGCGCUCAACAAUGGUAUUCUUCUCAACCGUGGUAUCUCGGUGCUAAUUAUUUACCUUCGACAGCCGUCAACGUCUUGGAGAUGUGGCAAGAUGACACGUUCGAUGAGAAAACCAUCAAAUGCGAACUUGCUUGGGCAAGUAAACGUUUACAAAUGAAUAUCAUGCGCGUUUUUCUUCAUAUACUUGUUUGGAUGAAUAAUCCAACGAAGUUCUUUCAGCAUGUCGAUACCUUUCUCUCUAUUGCAAAGCAAAAUAAUAUCAAAGUCAUGCUCGUUCUUUUUGACGAGUGUUGGAAUGAAGAUCCAAAACUCGGUCAACAACUCAAUCCCAUUCCAGGUGUACAUAAUUCGAGAUGGGUUCGAUGUCCCGGCCAAUCAAUGGUGCUAAAUAGAACAAGUUGGCCACUUAUCGCGCAAUACACAACAGAUGUAAUUAAUCACUAUAAAUCUGAUAACCGCGUUGCUGUCUGGGAUUUGUAUAACGAACCUGAAUGUAGCAAACAAAUCAGAGUUGUCUUACCGUUACUCCGUUACAUAUACAAGACUGCUCGAUCGGUAGCUGAUGUCGAACAACCAAUGACAAUUGGCAUUGCCAAAUGGCCAUUGACAACCCCUCUAGCACAAUUUGAAUUAGCUGCAUCAGAUAUAAUAUCUUUUCACUCAUAUGGUCCAUUAGCAAAUGUUAUCGCAAAUGUAAGCGAUUUACGACAAGUUCAAUUAGGUCGACCUAUUCUCUGCACAGAGUGGUUGGCACGUACAUUUGGAUCAACACUGUUUACGCACAUAGAUUUUUUUCAAACGGAAAAAAUAGGUGCAAUACAUUGGGGUCUCGUCGCAGGUCGCUCUCAAACAUACUAUCAAUGGAAAUCGCCCAAAGGAGCGCCGACGCCGAAAAUGUGGUUUCAUGAUGUACUCUAUUCGAAUGGCACAGCGUUUAGUGCACUAGAAGAAAAACUCUACUCAGAAAUCAAACAUGAAAAAGUUUUCAAAUAA